UCCAUUGUCCCUGGGCUGCGUUGGCUCCUAGCACCCCCCAAUCAGCUGAUUACUGUUUUCAUGGAAUUGCACUGAAAUUUCUCAGAAGAGAUCUCAGAAAAAUCCCGUGAAAAAAAAAAUGCAUAAAUAAUUGUGAGAAAUCGAUAAUGGAGCAGAUCGAUAGGUGAAGUCGACUUGUCCAAUAGCCUUCGCAGUGGCAUCAGUGGCAUCAGUGGCAUCAGUGGUAUGUUCCAACAACACAAGCCCCUGUCAGUCGGUCGCAGUAUGACGCAGUAGAAGGCCACCACACCAAACGGACUUUUAACUGUCAUCCAGUUGGUGUUAAUACCCUCAACAACUCAUCGACAAUGACUAUUAAAUCACCCUGAUCCGAUAAGAGCGAAUGAUAACAGAAUGUCGGCGGACUCGCCCAGACGAGGGCUGCACAAGGGGGCCCAAGUGAUCUCGCCCCAGCCAAUAAACGACAGAUCGAUAAUCGAUAGCGUAGCGGGAAUAAUAAAUGACAUAGUGCCUCAAGCCUACGCAGGAAUUCCAGCCAGCGACAACAAAGAGACCAUAACCUGGGCGAGAUUUGAAUACGGUGACGUCAACGAUCCCUCUCUCUUUCCCGAUUACAUCGAGGGCUCGAGCACUCCACCUCUGCUUCUGGUUCUCGGAUAUGCAACUGGUGUUCAAGUGUGGAUAAUAGCAGCAUCAGGAGAGGCAACUGAGGUAUUGUCUUGGAGACAAGGUGUCGUUCGUACCCUGAGAAUUCUCCCUGAUCCCCUAACCGACGAGGAUCAUCCAGAUCCAUACGAGAAAAAACGCCCCAUCGUCGCGAUUUGCGAUUCUGCUGGGCCUGGGCCCCAAUUCUGCAGUGUAAGCUUCAUAUCCCUGAAGACGGGAGAGCAGACCAAGAGCAUUAAAUUUAAAAAUCCUGUCUGCGAUGUUCUGGCGAACAAGAGAUCUGUCAUUGUCACUUUCUCGGAGAAGAUAGCUGUAUUCGAUGCUAGGACCUUUGAUGAUGUUCUCACAGUGACCACUUGUUAUCUCAGUCCUGGGCCUAAUCCCAAUCCUGUUGCCCUUGGAACCAGGUGGUUAGCCUACAGUGAGAAAAAAUUACUGCCAGCAAGGCGUAGCAGUGGUGGCAGCGAGGGUGAGGGUGUCCAGAGUUACACAGCAGCAGUGCUGUACGCUGCGAAAUCUCUGGGAAAGGGUCUCCGAGGCCUGGGGGAAACAGUUGCCUCAAGUCUCACAGGCACUACAGCAGCACCCUUACCUCUCAACAAUGCAGGCGGUGAUGUCACCCAACCCGGUGUUAUCACUAUCCUGGAUCUACAGGCAGCCAAGGAGGAAAAAGAGCUGGAUGAUCCGACGAUGGAGACAGUGGUUGCCCACUUCACAGCGCACAGUGACGCAAUUGUGGCGAUGACAUUUGACCAAACAGGGGCCAUUCUCAUGACGGCUGAUCGCAGGGGUCACGACUUCCAUGUGUUUCGGAUACAGCCGCAUCCUGGAGGGCCAACUCUCGCCGCUGUUCAUCACUUGUACGUUCUCCACAGGGGUGACACCACUGCAAAAGUCCAGGACAUGGUUUUCUCGAGUGACACCAGGUGGGCAGCUGUGUCCACUGUUCGAGGAACGACCCAUGUGUUUCCAGUGGCACCAUAUGGAGGCCCUGUCGGAAUGAGAACUCACUCGACACCCCACGUAGUUAACAGACUAUCGAGAUUCCACAGGAGUGCUGGCCUCACUGACGAUGGAACCAGAUCCCACUCACCAGUUUCUCACACUGAAAUGCCCAUCUCUGCUUAUCCUUACUCCAAUCCCAGACUUCCCCCCUAUCCACACCCAACGAUCCUCCACCCACUGGCUCAAAUACGCCAGCCAUCGGCCCUCAAUCACACCAACAAUCAGACGCAGCCCAGUCGACCACAGCAGAGACAACGCCUGCACUCAGAUGAUAAUGGAACAUUACCGCUGAAAAUAUGCGCCUGUUUUGCACCCCCACGAGCCUGGAUAUAUUCCCAACGGGACUCCACCAGCAAAGUAUCAAAACGUGCUGUUGAUUCAUUGUUCAUAAUGGCUUGUCAUGGUAAUAUGAUUCAGUACGACUUAGAACCCAAACCAGCUGCAGGUAUCCCAAAAGAAAAAGUGUGUGAUGACACGAUGAUAGAGCUCGAGGUAGAGGCGAAGGGCCAGUGGCCCCUGCUGAGAAUACCCAAUUCUCUCGAAAUAAUACCUCCACUGCCAUCGUCGAGUCCACUGCUGUGUUACUCUGGCUCCCCCAAGAACUCCAGACAGAUGGACACUGCUGAGGAUCGGUGGUUGAGUCAGGUGGAGAUUGUCACCCAUGCUGGGCCUCACCGGAGGCUCUGGAUGGGGCCUCAGUUCGUGUUCAAGACGUAUAAUGCCCCCAGUGGAGUGAAUUUGGUGGAGUCCGAGGCAGUGGAAAUUGGCGUCACUGGUGGAUCCCGACCGGCGAGAUCGAAUCCUGUUAAUAUGCCUCAUGCAGCAGCUAGACCUCUAGUGCCAGUUGUUAUUGACGGAUCUGGAAGCAGUUACGAGCAAUCCCCAAGAUUCAUGGAAGCCUAUGGUGACUCCCUGGGGAACGAAACCAUGGAUAUGGGCAAUGGUGAGAACCAGCUCCGCGUGGAUCUCGCCGAGGCCAUGCUGGACAUAUCAGGAGCUGCCAACCGAGUUCCAGGGAGGCGAUUGGUAGUUGAGAGGGUGGGACAGCCGGUGACAAAAGUCGUCAACCCCCUGGGCACAGUGAUAACAGUCCUGGCCGACGAGGAGGACGCGUCCUCCCAGGAUUUCGAUGAUGAUGCAAUAGCUGAAGCCCCCAGAAGCGUAUGCGCCGAGGAGGGUCCAGCAUCCCUCAACGAUUUCGAUAACGAUGGAAAUCCACUGCGUAAUCAUACCGAAAUAUGCGCUGAAAUGCGUUCAGCGAGUGAACCAGCGAUAGACAGUGUACCUGACGACGACAUACGAGAUGUUAAAGAGCAUAAACAAUUGUGCGUUGAGGCAGCGACAAUGACACCGGGGAGUAUCGACUACGAGAGAGGUGCAUUCAGGGAUGUACCAACAACCCUGAGUCUCUGCGCUGAGCAAGGUGAGAUACCCAGCAGUCCAAUGACCCAGGCGAGGGAAAAUUCAUGGAUAAAACGUCAAGCUAAGCGCGACCAUCACGCGCCGGAACCAACAAUUGCUGCUGCUAAAUACGUUGUCAAUUACGACGACGAUAGUAUUGUACUUAUGGAGAAUAAAACAGCUGAGUUAGAUAAAUGUUGCGAUGAGCCUGAGCCAGAGAAGGUGCCCCAGGGGCCGGGUAUUAUCCUCAAGAGGAAUAAAAAGGGUAAUAAUCGGGAGGGUCCUAAGUACCUUCUGCACGAGCACGAGGACAGUGUCAUAAUUGAGGAUACGAGUGAACCACAGGUUAUUAAAAAUACCGAGGAAAAGCCGAAGGAGCACAGAAAAUUGGCCAUCAAAGUUGAUCGAACGAUGGAGAGUGCUGGUGAGGCUGAGGCCAUGAUGACCGAUGCCUUUGUCGAGCUCAAGGCACUUGAAGCUCUUACCGAUGAGGAUCAAACCAAAGCAGAACCCAUGGACGCCUCUGUAUCCAGUCUCUGCAAGAUGACACUUCCCCUGGAGCUACCCACUCUCGACGACUUCAACUGCAUGGAUUACCACAUUAUUGAGCCCAACGUCUUCUCCAAGGAUAGCUAUCACGUGUCGGACGAUGACAUCGAGCACAUCAGCUCUGAAGUUGUCCUGGAGUUGGUGGAUCCGAAGAUAGAGCGUUUCGAGAAGGUCGACGAGGCGUACGGUCAGGAUUACGAGGUGUCUCCUGCGAGACACAGGAAGGGGAGCAAGAGUACGAUUUCUGAUGACGACCUGGAGCACAUCCAGGCGUCAGAGAUAACGGAGUUAUUGGAGAAAGGAAAGGCGUUUGUCAUGGAGCAAGUUGAUGAGAUAUCGAAGAGCAAGGGUAUGCUCUCCGACGACGAUCUCGAGCACGUUGGAACACCUGAUGUUCCCCAGUCUCCUCCUCUGGCGUCCUCGCCUCCUCCAGCCGACAGUAAAUCCCCAGAGCCACAGGAGGCUGACAAGCCACCUCCAGUGAGGUCCAGGGGCUCCAGAAAGCGAAAAGACGUGGUCGUCAUCGACUCUGAGCCUUCAGAGACUGAGGUGACGGUCAUUGUCAAGUCCCUGGGUGCCCCAGGAUCCUGGAGUAAGAGCAAGAGUCCUGAUAAAGAUUUAACAGAGGAUACUGAGAGAUCGAUCGAGCCCAAGCUCGAUCAGGCCACUUCCCAGAGCCUCCCCAAGAAGACACGAGUCAGAACACCAAAAAAUCCAGCCCAGAGUCCCACUAAUGUCAUUGAGAUUAUUGAUAUCGAUGCUAUGCAGAAAGCGGAAAUGGAAAUCGCUGGGGCACCAGAGUGCAAGAUACUCGAGCCUGAGAUGUCGAUCGUCAGGAUGAAAAAGUCCAGGAGAAACAGGAAAGUGCCUCUUGGAGGUAGUGAUAAGGGUGAUGAGGAGGGAAAGGAGAAAAUAGAGUGGGAGGCGAUUGUUCACCGGCCGAGGGUGGAGGAGAAUUGCCAGGACGAGGAAAAGGUGAAGGUAGAGGAAGUGGCUGUUGUGAUGGAGGCGAAGGGUUCCAAGAAGAGGGGAAAGAAGGCCAACUCGGUCACUGGGCCCAACUCUGGCUCAGGAUCUGAUGGGGGAAAGAAGGAGGGGGUUAUUGAGGUGGAGGUCAAGGAGGGUGGGGAGAUGGAGAAGAAACAGAGUGACUCAGAGCUGGAUAAUCCACCGGAACGCUCGAGCUCCUCUGAUGAUCUCAAUGCUAAUGUAGUGCCUAUGGAUACUGAGGAGGAUAGUGGGGUUAAAGAGGUGGAGAAGACGACGGCAUCGCCGUCUUGGUCCACCGUUGCUAAGAAAAAUUGCAGGUCCAAGAAGAAAAAGAGGAGAUGAGUCGAGGAUUGCGUAGACAUGCCUGGGGCCAGCCUUGCUCUUUAUAUUCUUCUCAUGCAGGUUGCGGGGGUUGAUUAAAAAAGUUGAUUUGUUUGUUUUUCUUUUUGUUUUCAAGAUUUUUUUUCUGGGGGUGAUUUCAAUAACUCGUAAACUGGGAAAAAUUCGGUGAAAUGCGCAUACAUUAAUUUUAAAAUGGAAAUAUUUUAUGAAUUUUGUCUGCCGGAGAUGUGGGCGAAUUAUUGAUGAUUUUCGAGAUAAUUUGGGUAGGCAGCGCUGUUUAGAGGAAUUCUUUUCGUGAUUUUUAGGAUUUUGUGAAAUAUUUUUGAAAUAGUUCUGAUUAAUUAAUUCUCUCUGCUUGAGCAAGGCUCUCGAUUACACCUGGUUUUAGGUAAUUAGGAGUCCACGUUUGUUUGUUUAUUCCAAGGGUCGCAAUUUUUUAGUGAUAAUUCAUUUGGAUCUCAUGAUUCGUAGGUUCAUCGUAGGCAUCUUCUUUCAGUUCGUUAUUUGUCUCAUGCAAGGCGAAGAAUAUCAAUCGGAAUUCAUUUGAUUUCAAAAUUAUAUCGAGAAUCAUGAGAGAAAUCUCUUGUUUGUCUUUUAUGUCAGGUGCCCGCAAUCACGGGAUUAGAACCUCGCCUUUGGCUCGUGAUACAACCCCCCCACGAGCCAAAAAAUGCAUCGCGCACUUGUUUCACAAUAUACUAUUAGGUUUGAGUGAUUUCCUUAGAGAAAUAUUGCGACUAUGGACUUUCUUAGAUUGAAAACCCUACAAUGUCUACGAGAAUAGGAAAAAAAAAUGGAAAAGAUACAAAAAAAAAUAAGAAAAAUGGAAAAAUUGUUCUUUUUCGUUGGUAGAGCUUGAGAAUUCUAAGUCUUUGAUGAAGAAAAAACUUCGGAUUAUGUAUUUUUAAAGUUAUUGGCCAUUAGGUGUUCAUUUGCACAGACAAAGCAAAAUUAAAAGGCUAGCUUAAUUAAUUAAAAAUUGGUGGAAUAGAAAACUGAUGGUUCUUCAAAAAUUUAUUUUUUAAUGAUACUUGCAGCGUAAUUAUGCAGCCUUAAUUGAAUGAAAUUCGGAGGAGUUCUGAAUUUCAAUAGCGAUUAUGUAAUAUUGAUAUAUUUAUUCAUUUCGUUGCGAAAUAUUGAAGGUUGAUGGAUGUUGAAGGACUUUCUAACCACCAGAGUAUUACCAUCAUAUUUAAUAUUAACGAUAAUUUACGUAAGUGUAAAUCGAAAAAUGUAGAAUAUUGACGUGUUUAUUCGUGAGAGAAUUUUUUUUUUCUUUUUGAUUGAAUGUUUUUGCUCUCCUCUCAGCUUCCGAAUUCUUAUGAUUUUCGUCAACGCAGUCUCCACUUUAUUUAUUUAUUACUUUCUUAUGAUUUUUUUUUCAUCAAGACUGCCUACACUAGAAGUAGAUCGCAGAAUGAAUUGUUUUUUCUUUUUUGUUCUCUCCCGAAAAACUUUUAUUUAUUCAAAUACUUUUUAAUAUAUUCUUCGAUUUUUAUGGAAGAAAGUCAAUGCCUUUUGCAAUCAUUGUAUUUUCAUGAUUAUUUAUUUAACUUCGGCGUUCAAUGUCGAAGAGGUGAAUUUUCGUCGGAAAAUUAUUUGAAUGUUUAAUCGAAUUUUUUCACUUUCGAAAAAAUAGACAUGCGUAAAAUACUCAUGAGGAAAUUGAAAUCCUCGAAACUACUCUUGACUCCUGUCACCGCGGGAACGAAAAAACAAUGCUGUAAAUUAACGAUAAUAUUUAUCGAGUGAACCGUGACAAUUUCGAAUUUUUCAAAUUAAUUUGAAAGUAAAACCGAAAAAACCUGAAUAUUCUCAAAUUGGGAAUUACUUUAAUUGAAUGUUUGUAAUUAUUAUUCUGUGGAAAUUUUUAUUUUGGAGACUGCGACGUUCUCUACUCAAUUAUCCCCAUCGUCUAGUGCUGCUUGGUCCUUCGAUUAUUUAAAGUACGAGUCAGUGUUACGAGAAAAUAAGAAAACACGAAUUUAAAAAAAUACUCACCCUUAAUUUAGUAUUAGCAUAUACGAAUAUCAAACAAUUAGCAGAAAAAAUUUAAGUUUUUUUUAAAUAAUUGAAAUUGAAUAGAAUUCUUUCGAGAAAUCGUUAGAUCUUUCUGUUAAUUACUAUUGCGUUCUGUUAAUCACGCAUCAUAAACAAUUUUCGUUGCAAAUGCAGCUUUCAUUAGAGUUGUAUAACGCGACGAAAAAAUAAAAGUGUUCAUUAGAAAAAUGUAAUUGACAAAUGUCGAAAUUUUGUUUCGCUGCAAGAAUGUGUCAACGCUAAUUUUCCGUUUAAUUUCGAGUGAGUGAUUGAUAAUAACGAUAGCUUAUGGAAUGAUUAGUUAUUUCCUUUCAACAAUUGUUCACCAAAAAUUUGACUAAACAUCCUGAAUUUUAAAUGGUAGUAAAAAGAUAUUCUAAAAUAUCGAGUGAGUGAGAAAUCCGACAACUGUACUCUCUAUUUUAAGAAUGAAAUAGCACACAUAAUUAGCAAAAGUUGAAAUUUAUGUCUGAAAGAUCAAUUAGAACGCCAGUAAUAAUUUUAAUUUAAUUAAAGAGGAGUUGCUGCUCCUUCUGAUCUGAGAAGAGUGGAAUAGACGAGUAACUGUAUUAUCGCUGAUAUGUGAGCACAUAAUUUUAUUUACUGGGAUUCCCUGCAAUCGGCAUUAUCUUUUACAUGCGGGCAUGUAUAUACUGUGUACGCAUACAUCGAUUUAUCCUUCGACACAAAUUUUCUGAAGUAAUAAUAUAUGGAAAGUGGGUUCACGUUCUUGCGCAAAUUUUUUUGGGUGGAGAAUUAAAAUGAAAAGAUUCGCGAGAGAAGAUUCUGCGCUCGGUUGCAUAGCAUUGGCCAAAAGUACCUUGAAAAUUAUUUAAAAAGUGCAGUGAGGAUUAAUUAUCGAUGGGGAGAGGGUGGAGGGGUGAUUUAACGUGUUAAUUUCACAAUGAAGUGCUGAUGAAAUAAAAAUGAAGUUCUGUAAAGCAUUAAAAUUCGAAAUUUCAUCCAUUCACGAUUUGAAAAUUAAAUUAAUUGUUUAUAAAUUAUUUUUGAUAUUUGAAUAAAAAAUAUUGGCGACGAAAUUGCAUGUGCAUAAAUUUCUAUAAUGUUUUAUCACUUCUCUACCGAAAUAUUGAGAAAUCGGUGAUAAUUAUAACGAUCUGUCAUUGGCGAAUCACCGAGUAACCGUAGCUUAUCGUGGGUAAUUAGAGAAUGUACCUUAGUAAAAUAAUAAAUUAUAAUGUUAUAAAAUACUUAGCAAUUACGAUUCACUAACUAGUUUUUCUUCUGUGUAGAAUUCAUUGACAAAGUUGUUUUAAAUCCGUCGUAAAACGAUAAAAGUACCUAAACAAAAAAAAAUGAGAGAAAAUUGUAAAGAAAAUUUGAAUAUUCUCUUGACGCAUGAAAAAUCUCAACGAAUUAACAGUCGAGAGUAGCUGAAUAAUCGAAGAAUCAUGUCAAUAAAUUUUUAGAAAGAAAAAUCAACCAUUCAAUUUUCUGCUUCGAGAGAAAUUAAUAAUUUUCAUCCGAAAAAAUCUGCUCACGUAGAGUAACCACAGAGCACAAAACUAAAAUAGAAACUGGCGUGUGUUUGGAGAAAAACCGAAAAAAGUGGAGGUAGGGUAGCGUUUGUGAUAAUUGAUAAAAUACGCUGCGCUCUUGAACUAUCAACUUUUCAACUGCUAAACAAACUAAACAAGAAAUAAAUAAAUUUAAAUUUAUAGAUAUAUAUUAAUGCACGACGAGUAAUUGUAUAAAAGAAUGAGAAAAACAAAAAAAAACAUGAGUUUUAUCGAUUGUAUUCACAUAAGACAUUAACUUAAUGUGCUGUUGCAUACGGCAGAGGAAAAGAAGCUGAAAAAAAAAAUAUAAAAAA
Messenger RNA from Fopius arisanus, 8827 nucleotides. RefSeq lists its product as uncharacterized. NCBI's taxonomy places the organism in Eukaryota, Metazoa, Arthropoda, Insecta, Hymenoptera, Braconidae. Gene Ontology annotation, molecular function: protein binding. Bases 394 to 4953 code for a protein of 1519 amino acids. Gene Ontology annotation, biological process: response to starvation; autophagy. The transcript is spliced from 7 exons. The record is from RefSeq and is a predicted model, not a curated record. Gene Ontology annotation, cellular component: cytoplasm.